This is a messenger RNA of Austrofundulus limnaeus, 2801 nucleotides long. RefSeq names its product ankyrin repeat domain 63 (gene ankrd63). Gene Ontology annotation, molecular function: protein binding. The transcript is spliced from 2 exons. The coding region runs from base 771 to 2363 and encodes 530 amino acids. The record is from RefSeq and is a predicted model, not a curated record. Lineage: Eukaryota; Metazoa; Chordata; Actinopteri; Cyprinodontiformes; Rivulidae.
GAAUCACAAUGAGGACCCACAGGAGGACCGGAUGGAUCAGAAAUGCUGGACUGACUGAGAGGCUGAAGAGAUGCAGGUGAGAGUGGAUUUGGCAGACCGGAGGAGCAGUGAGGCGGAGAGAGUGACGGAAAAUAAUCUAAACACAGAACCUUGAGAAGCUGAAAGCAUGAGAGAGCAGCAUGAUUUGAACUUGUUGCUGUUCGUGGUGUUUUGAGGCUGAAGCGAACUGCGGGCGUAAACACAAGGCUGAUGGAUGGAGCGGAGAAAAGAAAGAUAAAUGUUGAAGAGAAGUCUGAAAAACCUGACGUUAAUCUCACUCCGACCUGUUCGCAGCCUCGAACGAGACGAAACAAACUUCUCGAUUGGCAGAUUUCACGGAGUAUAUCUUACUAUUUUGUCAACAGCAAGGAUACUUUUUAUUUAUUCGCCUCCAGUAAAAGAAAAAAAGGCAGUUUUAAGUUCCCCCACAGACCUGACAUGAAAAACACUGGCCAUGUUUUUCUCCUUGAGUAAUUAUUCUGUUCAAAUAGCAUAUAUWUCUCUGCAGGCAGAGUGCUCGGGUUGAAUGGAUGCUGCCACCGCAUAAUGGUCCUCAGACGUUUGUUUCCUUGGCAACGUGGGGAGGGCAUGUGAAGAGGGAGGUAUAAAAACACUGGCAGCUGCUCUGCGAGUCUUACUCUGUGCUGAACGCUGCUGUCAUCACAGAGAGCCUCAGAAAAACUUCCCACUCGGCUCGCUCGGCUCCRCAAGUGGGUGCCUUUUUGGGGAAAAUGAUGCGGCCAAAAGACCUGCGCCAGGGCUCUGGCACCAAGACCUUCCUGGACGCCAUGCACGGCGGUAAAGUCCACCUGGCGCGCUUCAUCCUGGACGCCUUGGACGGGCGCAUCAUCAACUCGAAGACGGAGAACAGCCGCACCCCGCUCAUGUACGCCGUCUGCCUGCAGGACCCCGGCACCCGGACCAAGUUCACCCGGCUCUUGCUGGAGAGAGGGGCGAGCGUCAACUGCCAGGACGAGGACGGGCGCACGGCCCUGAGCCACGCCUGCGAGACGGGGCACCUGGACGUGGUCAAGCUUCUGGUGCAAUUCAACGCUGACCCGGACGUGUCCGACGCCUGGGGUAACAGCCCCCUCAUGUAUGCCGCCUUCUCAGGACACAGCCAAGUUCUGGAGUUUCUGGUGAGAGCUUUCAAAAGACUGGGGCUGAGGCUGGACAGGACCAACAACGCCGGCCACUCCGCCACAGAGAUCGCCAGCUUCUUUGGACACAACCAGUGUCUCCAGGUUUUGAACUUUCCCUGCAGGAGGGUCGCUGGCAAAGAGGACCCGCUUGUUGGCGUGGCCGCCGCUGUUGAGGUAGAAUGCCAGCUACCCAGUCGGCUCCCGAGGCACCUUCUGGAGAGGUUUUCCAAGACGCCGACGAGCGGUGAGCAACUGCCAGACGUAUUUCAGAGACAGACGAGGACUGGAGACAGCGGCGGCUCGGGGAGCCACUUCAGAUGUCCCAGAAGCCAGUCUCAAGAGGAUAAUCAUCCCCACAGCUGGGCUCUGCCUGCUCAGAUCGAAAAAAAUCAGAGCGAAGAGGAUGACGGCAUUCUCUUCACGGCCAAACAACUGCAAAACUGCCAGCUUCGAGAGCUGAAGGGGUCAAAAAUAAUGAACUCCCAUCCCGAGCCGAGCCAGAAACCUGUCAGCCGAGACGCUCGGCUUCCAGAACAAACACCGGAGAGUUUUCCUCUCUGGGGAAAGGCAAAGUCGUUUAACCUGGACCUCCUGAGCAGCAGAAAGCAGUCCUAUCAGGGCGACGUGCGUGACAUGAGCCUGUCAGCCAGCAAAUUAAAGAGAGCCUCGCUGCAGGAUGAGCGAUGCCUGAUGGACAAGAUGAAAUGUCAAGGGAACGCUCGGGGCCUGACAAAUGACAGCAACAAAACUGUUCCAGUGCCAACGCCUCUUUUAAACAGCAAGGYGCAGUCGUCGAAAGCUCUCCAGGAGUCGCAGAACGAAGGGGCCAACUUCAGCGCUCAACCCGGCCGGAGAGAGUGGCAGAAGAGGGGAAGCCUCGGCUCGACUUCCAGACCCAACAAACUGCUUUUUGCCAGAGGAGGGAUGGAGGUCCCCGGCCACGCUCCCAGACUGAUGGGCCUCGGGACCAGACUCCUGCGUCGGUUCACCGCCCCGGAGUUCAUGAGGAUGGUGAUCGACUGCUCGUCUGGCUCCUCGAGCAGAAGAGGCCGGAUGUCCCGCUCCGAAACCUUCCCUCUGUCCCACGCACACCAGCAGGUCAACAGUCAGCAGAGCGUCGACAGCAUCAGCGCCGUCAAGUGUGAAUUUGAAAGCUACUCCUCUCAGUCCACCUUUGAUUAGACCCAACAACAAAUAAUGGCAGGAUGUUUGUUUUCUUUUUUUAAUUCCAUUUGGAUUUCUGACAAUUCUGAUAGCUUUUUUUUGCUGUUUGAUUUACAAUGUUUAUAUAAAACAAAGAAAAAUAAAUAUAAUUGCUCAUUUGCAUAAAACUGUACACUGUUUGGUUAUCAUAUAUUUAAAAUGAUCUGUAACAACACAUGCCACGCUACUAAAACUGAAUUUUUUAACAUUUAUAUAUGUUCUAGUGUUUCUGUGUUUUCAAAAACAGUGUAUUUUGCUUAAAGAUAUUGAGUGUCUGUGCAAUCAAAGCCUAAUAAAUGCAAUAAAACAUUCUUAGUCAAGUGCGUGUCUUCAAGUUAGUAACGAGUUUUUAAAUGAUUCAUUAAUUGUUUAUUAUUUCAUACAAAAUUAAAACAUGUAAUUCUCUCUCCAUGGACG